Arvicola amphibius (Eurasian water vole) is the source of this 2241-nucleotide messenger RNA. RefSeq names its product ADP ribosylation factor like GTPase 2 binding protein (gene Arl2bp). The transcript is spliced from 6 exons. The record is from RefSeq and is a predicted model, not a curated record. Gene Ontology annotation, cellular component: mitochondrial intermembrane space. Gene Ontology annotation, biological process: positive regulation of tyrosine phosphorylation of STAT protein; maintenance of protein location in nucleus. NCBI's taxonomy places the organism in Eukaryota, Metazoa, Chordata, Mammalia, Rodentia, Cricetidae. Bases 233 to 688 code for a protein of 151 amino acids.
UUCCCACCCGCGGCCUCCGUGGGGCUGUGUCACUGAUUACCAGCGCUUCCAUCACAAUCCUCUGGCCUCAAUCUUAGCGGUCAGUAAAACCUAGAGGGCUUGAGCUGCCCAGGGCUGGCGGCGGCCUCACCGCCCGUCUCAGGCCACUCCUGAUCGAGUUACCCUCUGGGCCCGUGCUCCUCCGGUGGUCACACUCACCAGCAGAUACACCUGUCUGGUGUUAAGAGCCAGUAUGCGCUCCUCCGCCUCUGAUGCAGAAUUUGAUGCUGUAGUUGGGUGUUUGGAAGACAUUAUUAUGGAUGACGAGUUCCAGUUACUGCAGAGGAACUUCAUGGACAAGUACUACCAGGAGUUUGAAGACACAGAAGAGAAUAAACUCACCUAUACCCCCAUUUUUAAUGAAUAUAUUUCCCUGGUAGAAAAGUACAUUGAAGAGCAGCUGCUGGAGCGUAUCCCAGGCUUCAACAUGGCGGCUUUCACAACCACACUGCAACACCAUAAGGAUGAAGUGGCUGGUGACAUCUUUGACAUGCUGCUCACAUUCACGGACUUUCUGGCUUUCAAGGAGAUGUUCCUGUACUACAGAGCAGAAAAGGAAGGCCGAGGACUGGACUUAAGCAGUGGCUUGGUCGUGACUUCUCUGUGCAAGUCGUCUACAGCAGCUUCCCAGAACAACCUGCGGCACUAGGUUCCACCUUCAGACGUGGGUGUGACCGCUGUGAGGUCACCAGCCCAGCCAGCUCAGAAAUGGAAAGACCAACUGUGCCACAGCUCUUCAUUCCUAUGAAGUAUUGAGUCCUGGGAAACAUGACUGACCCUCCUGGCCAUUGUCCAGAAACAACUUGUAGUCAGUAACCUCAUGUUCAUCUUCCUGUCCCAAUGCAGGCCCCUCCAGGCCCUUCACCAGCAAUGUGGUAGUGUAGUGUGUCAGCAGUGUGGACAACACACCAUCGUGAGCCCUUCAUCCCAGCAAGCUUUACACGAGUCCUUGUGCACCCACAACUGUUUUUACAUGGGUCAUUCUGUCCUCCUCGUCAUUGGGGUUUUUAUUUGGGAGUGUUUAUCUAGGAGUUACUGGGGCCAGCUGCCUGUCUGGGCUUCUGGAUCUCCUGUGAUCGCAGCUUGAGCGGCUGCAGGAAUCGACUGAGAGAGAUGUCCUCUACCCACAAGUGAAAAGGAGCUCCCUGUUUUACAUUAGCAGUCCUUUCAGCAGCAAAUGCUGCUCUUGCUGUAGUCCCACUGUUUCUCUUAAGUCUCUAAGCAUUAUUUUCAAGAAACAUAUUUUUAUAGAUGAAAACUCAGGCUAACCUAGUGAGUAUGAUCUUGGAAUGCCCAAGAUCAACCACUUAAAAGAUCAGAGUAUUAUAUGCUGUGUGCUUUUUAGUUAUGAGUGCAAAUCUGCUUUCCGAUUAGUGCCCCUCUUGGGCACCAUUGCAAGCAGGUUGUAUGCUAGAAAUAGGCUGCAGCUGUCAGGACAGCAUGCUAGGUGUGCCCAUGCAUGCUUGUCUGCAGUCCCAUCACAACAGUGUACUAGGUGUGCCUGUGCAUGCUUGUCUGCAGUCCUGUCACGACAGCAUGCUAGGUGUGCCCAUGCAUGCUUGUCUGCAGUCCCAUCGCGACAGUGUGUUAAGUGUUUGUGCAUGCUUGUCUGCAGUCCCAUCACGACAGUGUGCUAAGUGUGCUUGCGCAUGCUUGUCUGCAGUCCCAUCAUGACAGUGUACUAGUUGUGCUUGCGCGUGCUUGUCUGCGGUCCCAUCAUGACAGUGUGCUAGUUGUGCUUGCGCGUGCUUGUCUGCGGUCCCAUCAUGACAGUGUGCUAGUUGUGCUUGUGCGUGCUUGUCUGCAGUCCAUUGUGUAUGCCAAUGAGCUGGUUUUCUGUUGGGAGAGUAGGGACUCUGCAAUUUGUUCCCAACAAUCUCUCCUGCCAAGUUGAUGCUCCCCUGAUCCAGCUCAGCCUGGGGGAAGGGGCAGUGCAGUAGACAGUUUUUGUGGUCACCUUUGGUUUACUGUCACCAACCAGAAAACGUGUGUCACAUCUCUAGAAAGAAGAAAGCAGUUUGAUUCCUAAUGUAUGCUUUUGUCUUUAACUUUUAUAGUAAAAAUAAGAAUCCACACUGACUUUCCAUGUGACCAUUUUGACUUUAUAGGAUGUAAACUAUAAGCGCUGUGUUUUUUCUGUAGCAAUGUGUCACUUAGUGCUUUUGUAAAAGGAGUAAAAUUUGAGGUGUUUGGCAAGAGUAA